GUAAGCGCGCGCAUAACCCUAACCUAACCUAACCUAACCUGAUACUUUUAUAUAACGGUGAACAUGGCGGAGCCUAAACCGAAGCGGGUGAAGGGCGCGCUGCCGAGCUGUCCCAAGCACUUCAUGAACAAUCGCAGCGGGGUGAGGCAGAACUUUCCCCCGCUGCUGGAGGAAGGCCUGUGCGGCGUGAGCAGCGUCCUUAUGCAGCUCUCCUACAGGCUGCUGGCGCUGGCUGAAGUUUUUGACCAAUCGAAUGUGGCCCUUGCUCGUGUUUCGAAGUUCUUUCUUGAACAGUCAGAAGAAGAACAACGUGCAGCAGAAGCUUUACUUAAACACAUGACAAACCGGGGUGGCUAUUACUGUUCAAAAACUUUACAGAAACCUGGUUGUGAACAUGUCGGGGAUGUAAUGACUGCCUUACAUAUAGCACUGAAUGAGUGGAAGACGAUUCUGGGGUACUUAGAGGAGUUGUACAAUAUAUCCAUAGACCUGUCUGAUCCUCAUACUGCUGGCGUCAUUAAGAAACAUUUUAUUGAACCAAAGGUAAGAAAAGUGAAAGUCACGGGGGAUCUGCUGACAAACACGCGCAGACUCGGGUGCACGCAAGAUGGAAAAAGCAGCUUUGGAGAAUAUCUUAUUGACCGACUGGAAGAGGAAUUGAAAUGAUUAUAAUCUUACAACAGUCUGCUCCAAUCUGAAGUGACAACGAAAGAGGCAAUAUGCAAACUGUUAUCCUGUUACACAUUUGAGUAAAUAUAUGUGUGUGGGGGGGGGGGUUAUAAUGCAUUUUAUAGGAAACGGUACAUAACAUUUUAUGAAGAUAAUUAAAAAAUUCAGCCAAGUAAAUAUUUACAAGACACA
Molecule: messenger RNA, 861 nt
Organism: Bombina bombina (fire-bellied toad)
Lineage: Eukaryota; Metazoa; Chordata; Amphibia; Anura; Bombinatoridae
Product: ferritin light chain, oocyte isoform
Exons: 3
Coding region: 64-666 (200 amino acids)
Biological process (GO): intracellular iron ion homeostasis; iron ion transport
Cellular component (GO): cytoplasm
Molecular function (GO): ferric iron binding; ferrous iron binding
Source: RefSeq, a predicted model, not a curated record